Cygnus atratus (black swan) is the source of this 3247-nucleotide messenger RNA. It is a transcript of the gene EIF2AK2, whose product is annotated as eukaryotic translation initiation factor 2 alpha kinase 2. Gene Ontology annotation, molecular function: ATP binding; double-stranded RNA binding; protein kinase activity. NCBI's taxonomy places the organism in Eukaryota, Metazoa, Chordata, Aves, Anseriformes, Anatidae. The transcript has 16 exons. The record is from RefSeq and is a predicted model, not a curated record. Gene Ontology annotation, biological process: protein phosphorylation. The coding region runs from base 12 to 1811 and encodes 599 amino acids.
GGGGGCCGGCGAUGCUGGAGGAAAAGAAACUGGGCGGUGCAAAGCGCGCCGGGCCGGGCCAAGCGGGCCGCACUCCGGGCUGCGCAGCGGAGCCGAGCGGGUCGGAGCCCAGGGCCUUCGUACUCAGAUACUGUGUCAAGAUGGAACGAGAGUGUAUGGGCAAGAUCAACAGUUACUGUCAAAAGAAUAAAUUACAGCUUGAUUAUGUGACUGUGGACAGGACAGGCCCAUCUCAUGAUCCUGAGUUCAAGGUUGUGGUUAAAAUAAACAAUGUAGAAUAUGGCAAGGGCACUGCUAAAUCUAAGAAGGAAGCAAGAGCAGUAGCAGCAAAAAACACAUGGGAAAUGAUUGAACAAGAGCAAAAUAGUCUUUCAAAUAUGCAAGCUCCAGAACAAAUGAUGUCUCCAGUGACCUCACCAUGUGGACUAGCUGUGGAUGUGCGACUUUCAGUUGACUAUGUCAGCCGAUUAAAUGAGUAUUCACAAAAGACAUUGCAAGUAAUUAAUUACAAUAACACAAACCGUGUUGGAGAUGCCCAUGAGCCCACGUUUUAUUGUAGCUGCACAAUUAGUGGUCACGUUUAUGGCCGUGGUACUGGAAACUCUCUAGGUGCUGCAAAACAAGCCGCUGCAAAAGAAGCGUAUGAGAAGCUACGUGAGCUUGAAUCUCUAACAACAGGAAGUGAAAAAUCUAUCACCAGUUCUUCAGCUAGUGAACCUAAUUCCCCUGGAGAGUCAGUUCAGUCUGGGGGUAUUCACUUUAAAGACUCAAAUGCAGACUUGGUAGAAAAAAUGAGAGACAUGUUGCCAUCUGAAAAGGCUUCACCUUUGCAGAGAAUUGGACAAAAUUCUGCCAUGAAAUCCACAAGAAAAUUGGCAGCUAAUUUCAAUAAUGCAAAUAACAAAGAAGAAAAAAAGAUGUCAGAUUCAAACAAAAGCUUGCCAAAUACCAGUGAGGAAAAUGAAUACACUGCGGAUGAAAGAUUUCUUAAGGACUAUAAAAAUAUAGAGCCUAUUGGUGAAGGUGGUUUUGGGAAUGUUUUCAAAGCAACAGCAAAGACUGACGAGAUAACCUAUGCAGUCAAGCGAGUUGAGCUUAAAAUGAAAGAAAAGCGUGAAGUACGUGGACUUGCAGGACUUCAACAUGAAAACAUAGUGCGGUAUUAUUGUAGCUGGGAAGGGCUUGACUAUGUGACUUAUCCAGACUCAAGGCAGAGGUCACGAACAAAACGCCUUUGCCUUUUCAUCCAAAUAGAAUUCUGUGAACAAGGAACACUGGAAGAUUGGAUUGAAAAUAAUAGACGAAACCGAAAGUAUCAUGAGAGGGCACAAAACAAAUUUUUACAAAUACUGGAAGGAGUGAACUAUAUUCAUUCCAAAGGGUUAAUUCAUCGAGAUCUCAAGCCUCAGAAUAUAUUCAUAUCGCGUGAUGGUAAAAUAAAAAUAGGUGACUUUGGUCUUGUGACUUCUGUGGCAUAUGAAACUCUGACUGAGAACCGAGGAACAAAAUCAUACAUGGCACCAGAGCAGGUCUUUGACAAAUAUGGAAAGGAAGUAGAUAUUUAUGCACUGGGAUUAAUUUGGUUUGAAAUUCUUUCGGCAUUGGCCAGUCAUCAUGAGAAAAAUAUGGUAUGGCAUGAUGUAAGAGAAAGUAAAUUUCCAGAGGACUUCACUGAGCGAUUUAAAACACAGGUACCCAUAAUCAGAAGGAUGCUUUCAAAGGACGCCUCAAAAAGGCCCCGUGCAUCUGAAAUACUUGAGCUUUUGAAGAGUGUUGAUAAAGACAACUCACUUAAAGCUCAUACUCAGUAAAUGCCAUUUUAAAAGUCUUCCAGAUCAUGCUUAAAUCCAGUUUGAUUCAAACUUAUGAAAUUCCAUAAAUAUAUCAGAAGCAAGAGCAAGACUUAGGACAUGUCUUUUCCAUGGUGUUUAGCCUUCCUGCCAUUGAGGAGCUUGCUGGCCAAAAUGGUCACAUCACCGUUCGCUCCCACUGGCUGCAGAUCAGAACAGCAAACAUCUGCAAAUAAUUGCUUGCAAUUUUUACGUGGAAACACAGGUUAGGUAUGAGCUGAACUAUAUUAUACAAUAAGCACAGGAACCUAGUCCUUGUCUCCCGUAAGACUGUUGAUGUGAUAACUGGCCUGUGGCAACUCCCUAUGUGUGUGCUCUUAACACAUGCUCAAUCCGUUAUCAGUUGAAGUGGAUGAAGUCUGUCUUGUGGCACAUGAAUCAAACCUUUCUGUUUUUUCAUAGUGAUCUUUAUAUUAAUCACUAGACUCCCCCCCACCCCUUUAGACCAGAGCAGGUAAUGUGCUGAAUUGGAAAGAUCGAUUUUGGUAGGAAGAAUAGUAGAAAGCAGUGGGGUUUAUUCCUUACUGAAUUUCAGGUCUUCAAAAUGAAUUUUCUUCUCACUAUAUCCACAGAUACAUCUAGCACCUUUAGUGUGCUAAAAUUUAAAUACUCUUUUAAAGUAGGUUUUCCUUGAGAAUGUAAAUGUUUUAAAUGUUAAGCAUCUAGCUUCUAGGAAAUCUAGUUGAAAGAGAUUUAUCCUAAACUUUUGAAACCCUCAGCAUUUUUUUGUUUUCUGAAACAAAGUUGGGGUACGCUAAGUCUCCAGAGUUUUCUCAAUAGUAACCAUUUUAAAUACUUUCUCGAAAGCACUUUAAACAUCCUCUCCCCCAUACUGCUGGGUUUUAAUCGCUUAUGGUAGUACUGAGGCAUGUGUAACUGAUAACAGGUGUCCUGAACACCUCUCAUGGACUUACCAUCAGCUCUGCAAAAGGUAACAGCAGAUUGCCUGUUACUAUUUGGUUACAUACUUCAAAGAUUACAGCUGUGGUAGAAUAGGAAGAAUUGUGCAGGGGAGAAAAGAUGGGCAAAUUAGUCCUUCCGAUUCCCAUCUUUGAAUUGUUUGAAAAGGUACAGCUCACUCCUGUGGAACUCCAUAAAGGCAUAUGCACAGAGAUUCUAAGCAGGAAAAUAAGUAUGAUGUGAUGAUGUGUAGUAAAGAUAAAGUAUAAUAGGAUUUUUCUAAAAUCUUAAACAGGUUAAAGGUGGGUGUUUGGUUAAAAAGAAUAAUAUCAAAGAAUACAUAGUCAUUUUUAUACUCUUAUGGAAAUCUAUUGCUGAUCCCCUGUAAGUGGUGCUAAAUAACGGUCUGAUUUUAUGUCCUUUUCUAAGAACUGAUUUUUUUUUUUCCCUUAUAAUGAAUGUUAUUGUUCAUAAAUAAAGCAUUCAAUUGUUUUGGA